This is a messenger RNA of Plasmodium falciparum 3D7, 4518 nucleotides long. RefSeq names its product putative heptatricopeptide repeat and RAP domain-containing protein. The record is from RefSeq and is a predicted model, not a curated record. The coding region runs from base 1 to 4518 and encodes 1505 amino acids. NCBI's taxonomy places the organism in Eukaryota, Apicomplexa, Aconoidasida, Haemosporida, Plasmodiidae. The transcript has a single exon.
AUGUUUCAAAAAAAAGCUUCUUCAGUUUGUUUUUUUAGUAAGUAUCAUAACAAUAAAUAUGGAUAUCAUAUAUUUUUUUCAUCCAACUUUUCAAUUUAUAAAAAAGCGUUGAUACAAUAUUCUUCCAUAAAUAAUCACAACAAUUAUAAUAAUAAUAAUAAUAAUAAUAAUAAUAAUUAUAAUAAUAAUACAAGGUAUAGAAAAAUCAUUGUUAUUCCUUUUAAUGAUAAGGAUGUCAAAUUAGAAUAUAAAAAAAUUCCAUUCGAUAAAAACGAUUUAGACAAGAAAAGUAAAAAGGAGUUAUUAAAUAUUUAUAAACAUAUUCGAAAAAAAGAAGAAUUAAAUAAAUUACCACAAGAUUUUUUAGAUAAUUUAUUUGAAUGCACAAAAAAAUAUGUUGGUUGUCUUUUACCAUAUGAAUUUGUAAGUAUUUAUAAAACAUUAAAAAUUAUAAAAAGAAAUAAUAAAGAAUUAAAUUUAUUAUUACAUCAACAAAUCAAAAGAAUAUAUCAAAAUUUUGAUAUUACAAGUAUCAGUAAAUUAUUUCAAUUAUAUAAUUUUAGUAAAUCAAGACCAACUGUUCUAAUUAAAAAUUUAUCUCAAACAUUUUUAAAUAAUAUAAAUAAUGAAAAUGUAAAACCUUGGAAUAUUAGAGAAUUAAUAUCGAUAUUUUCUUAUCUUAAAAUAUAUGAUGAAAAACUUAUUGAUGAAAUAUAUAAAAAAUGCAUUCCUAUUUUUUCAAAAUAUAUUUUGAAUUAUCAACCAAAAGAUGUUACCAUCAUCUUUUAUUGUUUAGUAAAAAUGAACAAACAUAAUACCACUCUAUCUAAUGUGGUAACAAAACAUGUGAUUUUGAAUAUUGAUUCUUAUGAAUUUCACCAGACAGCUAUUGUUUUAAAUACCUUUGUAAAACUAGGUCUUAAAAAUAAUAAGCUCUGUAAAGUAAUAUGUGAUAAAAUUAAAGUAAAGUUACAGCCGCAAAAAUUCACAAAUUUAACAAAUAAUGUUAUGACAAGGGAACAUGGAAAUAAUACAUAUAUGUACCGGAGUGAAGAAAAAAAAAAAAAACUUAAUCUUUACAAUGUUGAAAAUGUAAAUGAGGAUACAAAUAAUCGCUCUUUACUUAAUGAAAAUAACAAAGAAGAAGAUGAAUUAAAUACGUUUGAUGAACUAGGUAGAGACAAUAACAAAAUUGUUGAAAUGGUUCAUAUUGAUAAAAAGAAUGUAAAAGAAAUUGUCAAGGUUGAAGAAACCAAUAUUGAAAAUAAGAAAAGUAUUAGAAAGAAGAAAUUAAUAGGAAACCAAAUAUUAGAACCAAAGGAUGUUUCUGUAAUACUAAAUUCAUUAAUAAGAUUAGAAUAUUAUGAUAAUCAAUUAUUUCAUUGUUUAACUCCAUAUAUAAUAAAUAAUGUGUCCAAAUUUUCUGCACAAUCAUUGAGCAAUAUUAUUCAUUCCUUUUCUCAAAUUCAAAUAAAUAACGAAAUAUUAUUAGACAACAUUGUUAAGGAGUGUAUUAAAAAGAUACAUAAAUUUAAAAAUAUCGAAAUGAGUAAUUUGGCUAACUCCCUUGUACGUUUAAAUAGAAAAGAUAAAAUCUUAUUUACCUAUAUUAUUGAUGAAUUUUUAUAUCGUGCAACAAUUGGUUCCAAAUUUUUAAAUUACCAAUUUGAUGUAUUAUCCCUACAACAAUUAGCUUAUUCAUUUAGUAAGGUCGGUUUGAAGGAUGACAAAAUAUAUACAGUACUUUAUAGGAUGUUAAUAAAAAAAAUAAAUGAAAGGAAUAAAAUAGUUAGAAGGAAUAAUAAAAUAAUGAACAGCAACUUGAUAGAAACGGAGAGUAACAAAAAUGGAGUUGCUAAUAAAAUUUGUAUAAAAAGAAAAAAAAAAAAUGAAAAAGAAGAAAAAGAAGAAAAAGAAGAAAAAAAAGAAGAUAAAAUAAAUGAAAAGGAUAUUAUUGAAAAGGAAGGAAUAUCAAUUAGUAAUAAAAAUGAAUUGUACAAACAUAAUAAUAAUAAUAAUAAUUGUAAUGAUAAUUUUGAUUUUUUUUCCUUGUGUACAUUUAUUAAUUCGUAUGGAAAAGUCAAUGUCGGAAAUAAAAAUUUGCAUCAUUUUAUUAGUUAUAUUAUUAGAAAGAAAAAGAAAAACAACGAAGUCUUAACAAACGAAUCAUUAAGUUUUAUGAUAUAUGGUUUAUUAAAAUUAAAUUUGAAAGAUAAAAAAAUAUAUCAGAUAUUAUUAAAGGAUUGUAUAGAAAAAGUGGAUACAUUAAAACCAUUUCAAAUGGUACUAUUAUUAUAUUCGUUAAGUAAAUUAAAAAUAUAUUCCUAUAAAUUUGUUAAGAAAUGUUUACAAAUGUUAAGUAUACAUAUUAAUAAUUUGAAUUUAUCUGAUUUGUCAUUAGUAUGUUAUUCUUUAUCAAACUUUUUAUAUAGAGAUGUCAUAUUUUUAUAUAAAGUAAAUAAAAUAAUUCUUAUAAAUAAUUAUGAAUUCAAUCCAAAGAUUAUAUCUCAACUUUUUAAUUCUUAUACCAAAUUAUGUUAUUAUCACGAGCCUUUUUAUGAUUUUAUAUUUAAGAAAAUUAUAAUGUUUAUACAUCAAUUUGAUGAAAAGGAAUUAAGCAAUUUGGUUUUUUCCUUUAUGUAUUAUUUCCAUAUGAAAAAACUUCAUUACGACAAUAUCAAAAGUGCUGAUCCACACAACAAAAAUAAACAGCACGUUGGAUCUGUUCCAGUGGAUAGUGGUGAAAAUAAAAUUGGGAAGAAUAAGUGUAAUCAUAUGAAUGAUAGUGUUAAUAAGGAUACAAAAUAUAUAAUAAUGAUGGAAAAUAAUAAUAAAAGGAAAGGAAAUGAUAAUAAAAUGGAUGAUAGUGGUGAUAUUAAUGAUAAAUAUAAUACAUAUAGUGAUAAUACAUAUAGUGAUAAUACAUAUAGUGAUAAUACAUAUAGUGAUAAUACAUAUAGAGAUAAUACAUAUAGUGAUAAUACAUAUAGAGAUAAUACAUAUAGAGAUAAUACAUAUAGAGAUAAUACAUAUAGUGAUAAUACAUAUAGAGAUAAUACAUAUAGUGAUAAUACAUAUAGAGAUAAUACAUAUAGUGAUAAUACAUAUAGAGAUAAUACAUAUAGUGAUAAUACACAUAAUUAUAAUAAUAAUUAUAUUAAUGAACAUGUUCAUCAUCGUAUCGAUCAACCCCAUGACAAAUUUAAAGACAUAGAACACAGCUCAACCAAGACACAAGAUAAUAAUCCGUAUAAUAAUUCUACAUGUAGAAAUAAAAAUAAUAUUAGCUUAGGUAGGGAAGAAUUUUAUAAAAACGAAUUAAACAUAUUUUUUAAUUUAAUAUAUAUAUUAAAUGAAAAGUAUAGAACGAAGAUAUCACUAAUAAGUAUAUAUCAAUUACAAGUCGUAGAUUUAUAUUUAAGAUCAUUUUUUUUGAAUUAUUUUUAUUUUCCUGUUUAUUUAAAAACAUUUUUUUUCAAAUGUAGAAAUGUUAAGUUACAUAUCCAAGAUUAUCUAAUUUUAUCUUCCAAAACACAUCGAAAUAUUUCUCGAUUUCUUAAUAUUGUCGGCAUAAGACAUAGAAGUGAAGUGUUGUUUGGUCCUUACCAAUUGGAUAUAGUAAUAGAUUUUAUAGAAAUGAAAAAUGGAGAUAAUAAUUAUUUAAAUAUUUUAAAACACGAAAACAAUAAUAAAGAUGAUCAAAGAAUAUGUAAUAAUUUAUCUAAUAAUAAUUCAAAUGAUUAUACUAUUAUUUAUAAAUCGAAAAGGUUAGAAAAAGAAAAAAUUAUAAACGAACAAGAUAGAAAACAUAAAGUAAUUGAAACAGUUUUAAAUAAAAAUAUUGUUAUAGAAGUUGAUGGUAUAUCUCAUUUUUAUAAAGAAAGUUUUAGUCGGACAAUUAAUUCUGUUAUUAAAGAUUAUAUUUUAAAAAAACUUGGUUGGAACGUUAUACAUAUACCUUAUCAAGAAUGGAAUCAAUGUUUUACUUUUAAAAAAAAAGUAUUAUAUGCAAUCGAAGUUUUAAAAAAUAUUUUAGAAAUAACGAAGCAGGAUAUAUCUCUCCACGAUUUUAUAAACAUAAUAAAUGCAAAUUAUAAUAACAAAAAAAAAAAAUAUUAUGAUACACCUUUAAUAUCAAACAUUUCUCAAAUGAAAGAUUCCCACAAUGAAAAUAAUAAUAAUAAUAAUAUUCAACUUACAGAAAAUAAAAUGCUAAUAUAUUCCAAAGAUAAAACUGAACAAAUAUCAACUGAACCAACCUCAAAUAAUAGGAAGGAUAAUUAUAAUAACGAUUUACCUAAAUUUUAUGUUGUGAGUGAAGAGAAUAUUUUCCUGAAUCAAAUAAAAAAUAAGAACACACGUCAACAAAAUCUUAUGAAGAAAAUGAGAGAAGACUCAAAAUUAAAAUAUGAUUAUAACAUAUUUUGUAAGAAAGCAAAUGAAGCUAAAAAGAUUAAUCAUAUCUCCGAUGAUUUGAUGAGCGAUUAUGACAACCAAGAGGACUAUAUGGGUAAGUAA